CUCUCUCAGCCAAAUGUGUCAGUCAGUUGAUAUUUUAGUGUCAAAAAUUUAACAACACGAGCUGGAUGCGUGGACCGCGGCGGCGACGCGGCGUAGCAAAAUUCGCUCAUUCGUCGUGUUAAUUCUAGUGAUUUGUGUCAUCACAAUUUAUCAAUGAAAAAUACUAAUAUAAUUUAUAAAAAAUUCAACAAUUUUUAUAAACAAUUGUCAAUAAAUAAAACCGGCUUUAUUGACGUUUAACAAUUCCCAAACGUCAAGCGAAUUUUUACAUUUUUUUUUUUUUUACUCCAAAAAUAAAAAAAAUACAUAAAGUCUUCCAAUAAGUGUGUAAUAAAAAUAAAAAAUCAUUGACAAAUGUAUAACAAGUGUAUUAGUUUACGUGAUGUUGGAUAAUAAAAAAAAAUAAUUUAUUUAUUUAUUUAUAAAUAAGGGAGAGAUUAAUAUUUCUAUCAAGUAUUAUCAGGCAUUUCGAUUAUCAAGUAUUUUUUUUUUUUUUUUCUUUCUUUUUUUUUUAAUCAUUAUAAAUAAAAUUAAAAUAUAAACAUUAGUGGUGUAUUAAUGAUACUAUAAAAAACAAUAUGAUUAUAAUUUUUUAUUAUAAAUUUUAUAUCCGGUUUCCAUUUAAUAUUUUUUAUGAAAAUAAUAUUUAAAAAAAUAGAUAAAAAAUCAAAGUCAAAAAUCGAAAUAAAAUUUUAAUUAUUGUUAUUAAUUAUUGUGAAUAAUAAAUUUUUAAAAAAACAUUUUUAUUAUUAUUUAAUUGUGCUAUUUUGUGUAAAUAUAAUUAUUUAAAAAAUUUGUGAAAAAAUGACGGCAAUGCUGAUUUCAGUUGUUGAGUUAUCAAAUAUAUUGGCUGUAUUUGCGGUGUUUCUAAUAAUAUGUUUAUUUGGUGUAUUUUUAAUUGUAAUGCGGAAUAUGGUACUUCGUGUUCACGGUGAUGAUUUUAUGUUUGGUGGUAAUGCUGGUGCCAUGCCACAUUCACCAAGAAUACCACAAAUGAAGAUGAUGAAGGUUCACAUUCCUUUUACAUUUAAACUUCAUGAAAGUUCUAAAAGCACAUAUGCUGAAGUUGAGUGUGAAGUUUCAAGCCAAGUUGAAUAUUCCCUUCAGGCAAUUUGGGGUGUAAGCAUACGUGAACUUCAUCUGGCACUUUGGAAACCAUGGAAUGCAAUGAGGGAUGCAUCAUUAAAUGGUACACUACUUCAAGGACAUGCACAAUAUUUAACACCACCACAAAUUAGACAACCACAUGGUGAAGAAACACUUAGACUAUCAUUACCAGCACCAGAAUUAGAACUUGGUACACCACCACGACUUUGUUAUCCACUUGUUAUAUUUUUAACAAGAAAAGACAACAGAGAUCCACAUCCAGAUGAAACUGUUGCGUUGGUGAAUGUCGUACACAUUAAAGACAGUGUUUGUACACUUCCAACCUCGAUUCUUGCUCAAUAUCUCAAACAGGCCAAUGGCCAGUUGUCCUGCUUGAAGCAAUUGUACCUGGCAACUGGUAAUUCAACAAGUUAUGAUGAGGGUGAUGUUUCAUCUGGUAUUGGACCAGCAUUAGCAUUGGCUGAACCAUGUAAUAAUAGUAAUGGUAAUACACGUGAUGCACUUGUUGCAUCUGGUGCUAGUGAUAAUGAAGGAUCAUUAUGGAAUUCAGCUGGUGAACAGUUGUGUGUUGUUUGUCAAUAUUUUCCAUUAUCACGUGCAUUAUUACCAUGUCGUCAUACUUGUAUUUGUGCAUCUUGUUUUGGUAAAUUAGAUCGUUGUCCAAUGUGUCGUAGUCCAAUUAAAAGUUAUUUUUGUAUACGUGGUGAAGAAUAUAUGCCAAAUGAUAAUGAUAUUAAUCCUUGUAAACAAAGACAAGCAACACAUGGACCAUCACAUUGGCUUCAUGAUUGGAAUGAUAGACUUACUGAUUUUCUUGGUUUUGCACGAUAAAAUUUAUAUUUUUUAUUUUAAAUAUUAUAAUCAAACUUUCAUACGUCCGUAUUGUAUCAUAAUUAAUUAUUAUUUUUUAAAUAGAAUUAGUAUUAUCGACUGCAAAGUUAUAUAAAUAAAUAAAUAUAUAUUUACUUUUUUGUUUUUUUUUUUUGCCAACGAAAGAAGAGACGUUUUUCUAGCUUAAUUUGAUGGAAAAAAUUAACAGUUUUUUGUUUGAUUAAAUUGUCAAUUUUUAUAUUUGACAAAAGCCUAAUAUCAUCUAUCUUUUUCUGUUUUAUUCUUAAUUAAUUUUAAAUGAGAUAAAAAAUCGUGUAAUUUAUAUUGGUUAUCGAUUUUAAUUGAUUGUUUUUUUGAUUAUUAAAAAAAAACUAUCAAAUCGAUGAAAAAUGCUGGACGUCGAUCUCGAUUACGAUAGCGUUUAAAUAAUAAUUAUUAAUCUUAAUAAUAAUUAAGUUGUAAAUACACAGACUGUGAUAAUCCGGAUGAUAUCUAUGUAGAUGUGGAUUGUACACCUACACUUCCAACG
Messenger RNA from Aphidius gifuensis, 2467 nucleotides. Its product is annotated as cell growth regulator with RING finger domain protein 1-like. The coding region runs from base 805 to 1938 and encodes 377 amino acids. The record is from RefSeq and is a predicted model, not a curated record. Gene Ontology annotation, biological process: negative regulation of cell growth. The transcript has 6 exons. Lineage: Eukaryota; Metazoa; Arthropoda; Insecta; Hymenoptera; Braconidae.